AUAGGUAACACACUUCUGACGUUAAACAGCACUACUUCCAUUGUUUAUAAACUAUAAACACAAAAGAAAACGUUAACGUUCGAGUAAAUAGAAAAUGCAAAGCGAUCACUGGGGCUCCAUGGAUGAGGACAGCGUCGGCCUUCCGCCCGACAAGUUUGUGCCGACGACCGCCAAGAGGCUAAAACUGGAUGAGAUACGGCAACGCGGCGAUUCGGUGCCGCUGCCCGUGGAUAAACACGAUGAAAUUGAGCUAAAGAGCUCGCUGGUCACGCAAACCAUCGAGGUGAUGAAACAAACCGAAGUGCUGCAAUCCCUCAUCGAUACGUACUCUAACAAAAAUGGCACUUCGAACUAUCUGCUCAACCCCUGCCAGAUGAUACCCGAAGUAGACUUUCCGCCCGAAAAUGCCGCCGAUUUGGUGAGCGAACAGAAAUUCCAGAAACCCAUCUGGUUUAUACCCACUGUGAAUACGGCAUAUUCACGCGGUGACCCGCAACCCCAUCCCGAAAUCUCCAGCAACACCUGCCGCCAUGCUCUGCGCAAAGUCAUGUGCGGCCUGCUGCGUCUGGCGGGCUUCACCGACUGCUCCGAGACGGCGGUCAUGCUGCUAACCGAUGCGGCCGAAGAAUUCUUGCGCAGCUUCAUCACAGAGUAUCGUGGCUACUAUGACAUCGAUGACAGGCUGGAGAAGUCGACGAUGCUGCAGCUGCUGCCACUGGAGCGAGCCUACUUCAGCAUGACGGGCACAUCACUGACCCAGGUGCACAACUACUACAAGCACAAGGUGAUAUCGCGCAAUCGCGUCGAGAUAGCCGAGUUCAACAGCGUGCUGCAGGAGUACGACAAGCUGAUGAAGGAAAGCCAGAGCAGCAUGCAGAAACAGCAGCAGAUGCAGCAGCACCACGACUUCAAUGGCCACGACUUUCUCAACAUGCUCGAAAUGCAGUCGGGCGACGAUGGCGGCAGCAGCGCCAACGGCAGCAACAGCAUGGGCAACAUUGUCGGCGACAUGCUCCAAGAGCUCGGCGGCAGCACUAACUCCAGCAUAUCGCUGAGCAACGGUCAGCAGCAAAUACUAAGCGGCAAUGCUUUAUACGGCCUGCUCGAUGGCCAAAUGAGCAAUACUAGCUCCACAAUGGCCAGCACCAGCAACAGCAACAACUAUCCGAACAAUUUUGAUACUUAGCACGACAGACAACACGUUAGCUGUAGCAUAAUUAUCAUUCGAGAUAUCGAUGAGCAACUAUUUUCAUCAGAUGAAUGAAAUUAAGGCUACGGCUAGCGCGAGCGCAGCCCUUUUUGUCAGCAUAGUUUUACCCUCCAAGUGCCGAAUAUGAAAUACCCUUGCAGGCAAUACCCUUAAAGCAAUAUUUGCGAUAUAUAUUCCUCUAUAAACUAUCAAACUCGAAUUUCGAGUUAAUUGGCUUUCGAGAACAAGUUUUCCCAUGCCAAACAAAUUUCUUUCACAAUUCUUCCUCUAGAGCUGUAUAAUAUAGUAGUCCGAUAUUGAUAAGAUUGAGCGCAUAUAUAGUUAGCAUGGUAUAGAUCUUAAAUGUUAAGAUUGGUUAAAAUAUCUUGAAAAUCAAAAAUGUUUUUCAUCUGACAGCUAGUUGAUAUAGUUAUCCGAUGUUGAUAGGAUUUGGCACGGAUGUGAGCAGCACAUUGAAGCGCGUAAAUGAAGUCUGUUAGGUUGUAUUGAGAUGGAUAAAUGUUUUUUACAAUAGUUCAUAAGGCAGCUAAUAUAAUAUAGUAUUCCGAUCAGAACCACAAAGUAACAUGUAUCAAAAUAAAUACGCCGGACUUGGCGUAUUGAGGCUGAUUUGCCCGCCCACGUUUCCAGCUGUCCGCUCAAAAGAGUUGUGGACAAAUUAAGCGAUAACUCAGGAAAAUCGAUGUUAACAAUUAGUUAAGCUUAACAAACACUUUUUAUUUCAAAUUGUAAUUGUAUACUUUUGCCAGUUUUUACAUACAUAUGCCCAAGUGCAUGGAUUGUGAAAAAAAAACGAUGCUAUUUUAAGUUAAAAGUGAAAAGUAACCUUUAAAUAAGUAAGAAGCAAGAUGCGUCGACGAUUAUAUAAAGAUAUGUUAUAUAUGUUAAGAAGAUAACUCCUAUGCGUUGCACAAUUCAUAACAAUAAUUAUAAUGUCAGCUGCAAGGGUAUAACAACUGCCAAAUCAAAAUGCAAAUUGAGAAAUCAGCUGCUCUCAAAUAGAAUCAGGAACUCUUUUAUAGCAAUAAUAAGUCGCCUUAUACAUAUACACAUAUACUAAAUGAAAAUUACUCGGCGUCGCUCGGGUCCAAUGUUUAAUGUUAAAUAAUGCAAGCGCUAUGCGAAAUCGCUUGUGCAAUUUGCGCCAACUUUAGGCAAAUUUUGUUUUUUUAUUUAUUAAUAUUGCUCUUUUCUUAGUGAAUAAAUCAAUUAA
Drosophila montana is the source of this 2423-nucleotide messenger RNA. RefSeq names its product Spt7 (gene Spt7). Gene Ontology annotation, molecular function: transcription coactivator activity; protein heterodimerization activity. Gene Ontology annotation, cellular component: SAGA complex. NCBI's taxonomy places the organism in Eukaryota, Metazoa, Arthropoda, Insecta, Diptera, Drosophilidae. The record is from RefSeq and is a predicted model, not a curated record. The coding region runs from base 95 to 1186 and encodes 363 amino acids. The transcript has 3 exons.